Messenger RNA from Phytophthora nicotianae INRA-310, 429 nucleotides. RefSeq lists its product as hypothetical. Bases 1 to 429 code for a protein of 142 amino acids. Lineage: Eukaryota; Oomycota; Peronosporomycetes; Peronosporales; Peronosporaceae. The transcript has a single exon. The record is from RefSeq and is a predicted model, not a curated record.
AUGCGUCUGUAUAUCAUCGUGUUUGUAGCUGCAGCAGCUUUCGCUGCAAUUACCGAAGUCUCCUCACUCCAAACACAUUCCAAGGCAUCGAUUCGCUCGCUAGAGGACCAGAUCAAUAGUAGCCCACACCGACUACUGAGAGUCGAGAACGCAGCGAAAAACCUCGACGACGAAGAAGAGAGGAUUAAGAUUCCAGUCGUUGACAAAAUCACCAAGUAUCUGAAUAUGAAGACGCUCGACUACUAUCUGUACCGCAACAAGAAACCAAAGGAGGUCUGGAAUCUGUUAAAGCUGAACGGAUUGAAAGGCAAGGCAUACCAAAAACCCAAUCACGAGUACUAUCUCAUAUAUUUGGGCAUGUGGAAAGCCAAGGAGGCUGCCAAGAAAGCUGCCAAGGAGGUCGCUAAGAACGCCGCCAACGUCGCGUAA